CGCAAAAAACGUAAACAACACCUGAUAAGGGCAAAAAUUGUGAAUUCCUCAAGUAUUGUUUGACUUGCAAAUCAAUUGUUUACUUACCAAAAUUUCUCAGAAUCAUGAAUGAGCUCGUCACAAACUCGCCUCUCGUCUUCUACGUGAACGGCAAACGCAUUUCCAUCGCAAAUCCCGAUCCCGAAGACCUUCUCGUGCACUUUUUACGCGAAAAUCUCCACUUAACUGGAACUAAAAUCGGCUGUUCCGAAGGCGGAUGCGGCGCUUGCACGGUAAUGAUCAGCAAAAUUAACCGAGAAACCGGAAAAAUUCAUCAUUUCGCGGCAAUUUCUUGCUUGACGCCGCUUUGUGCGAUGCAUGGUGCUGCUGUAACGACUGUCGAAGGCAUCGGAAGCAUCAAAAAUAAGCUUCAUCCGGUACAGGAACGACUUGCGAAGGCUCAUGGACUUCAAUGUGGGUUUUGUACGCCGGGAAUUGUGAUGUCAAUGUACGCUUUAUUGCGAAAUAGUGACGAAAAACCCUCAAUGAAGGACUUGGAAAAGGCAUUUCAAGGGAAUUUGUGUCGAUGUACGGGAUACCGACCAAUAAUCGAAGGAUAUCGAACCUUUACGAAGGACUUUUCUGAGGGAAAAUUCAAAAAUCAGUGUCCAAUGGGGGAGAAAUGUUGCAAAAAUCAACUUGGAAAUAAACUUUUUGACGAAAAUGAGUUCGAAAAAUACGAAAAUCAAGGUCAAGAAGUAAUUUUUCCUCCGGGAUUGAAAAAUAACAACGACCUUGACACGGAAUUUUUACUUUUUAAAGGUCCUCGUGUUGAAUGGUAUCGACCAGUGACCUUGAAACAACUCAAGAGCAUCAAAGAAAAAUUUCCUUUUGCAAAAAUAAUUGCUGGCAAUACCGAAAUUGGUCUCGAGAUGCAAAAAAAUUUGAAAAAAUAUCAAAUUUUGAUAAAUGUUGAGCACAUUUCAGAAUUAAAAAGCAUCAAAAAGUCAUCGGAAGGCCUGAAAAUUGGAGCAAAUGUCACUCUUUCGUCUUUAGAGGCAAUUCUUUCAACAGAAAUUGAUGAAAAUCCAACUUCAACGAGACUUUUCAAAGCCAUCCGCGACAUGUUACACUGGUUUUCGGGAGCUCAAGUGCGAAAUGUGGCAACUGUCGUUGGAAAUAUCGUCACUGCAAGUCCCAUUUCGGACUUGAACCCGAUUUUACUUGCAGCUGGAGUGAAAUUGGAGAUUUUUAACCCAAAAUCUAACAAAACGAUGGUCGUUGAAAUGAAUUCUUCAUUUUUCACAGGAUAUCGCAAGACAAUUUUGGCAGAAAAUGACGUCGUUUUGUCAUUUUUCCUCCCUUUUAACAACAAAAAUCAACAUUUUCGGGCCUAUAAACAGUCGAAACGCAGAGAUGAUGACAUCGCAAUCGUUAAUUUAGCGAUAAAUGUCGAGCUGAAAGACAAUUCGAAGGAAAUUUCAAGUGUUAAAGUUGCGAAAAAAUUAAAUUUCAAAUGGAAUAACGACUUUUUAGAAGCAAUUAUUGCGAAAUUAAGCAAUUAUUUCAAUGAAAAUUUGAAAAAUGACGCUCCAGGAGGCGAAACUCAAUAUCGCAAAACCCUCGUUUUGAGUCUUUUUUAUCAAGGAUUUCUUUCUAUUUUGAAGGAAAUUGACGGAGAAGUUCUUCCUCGUGAACUAAUUGACCUCUAUGAAGGUCAAAUCCCGCAAAGUAGCCAACUUUUUGAGAAACCAGAUGAAAAUCAGGCGAAAAAUGAUCCCAUUGGUCGUCCCGAAGUUACAAUUUCCGCUUUUAAAUGCACGACAGGCGAAGCGAUUUACACCGAUGACAUCCCGUCGUUCAAAAAUGAGCUUCACAUGGCGUUACUUUUCAGCGAAAAAGCUCAUGCGAAGAUUUUAAAAAUAAAUCCCGACAAAGCUUUGAAACUGGAAGGCGUUGAAGCGUUUUUCAGUGCUGAAAAUUUGACAGAAGAGCAGAAUAAAUACACUUUAGUGCUGGAUGACGAACGAGUCUUUAAAGAUAAUGUCGCGGAAUGUAAUGGACAAGUACUUGGAGCGAUUGUAGCGAAAAGUAGAAAAUUAGCACAAGAAGCAGUAAAAUUGGUAGAAGUUGAGUAUGAAGAGUUAGAAGCAAUUGUGACGUUGGAAGAAGCAAUUGAACGGGAGUCGUUUUAUCCGAAUUUUCCGAUAAAGUUGGAGAAUGGAGAUGUUGAAGCUUUGGAAAAUGAUCCAAAAAUCAUGAAAUUUGAAGGAACGUUUCGAACUGGGAAGCAAGAACAUUUUUAUAUCGAGCCACAGUCAGUUAUUGUAGUUCCGAAGAUAUUUAUUUAA
Messenger RNA from Culicoides brevitarsis, 2330 nucleotides. RefSeq names its product xanthine dehydrogenase-like. The record is from RefSeq and is a predicted model, not a curated record. The transcript has 3 exons. The coding region runs from base 105 to 2330 and encodes 741 amino acids. Gene Ontology annotation, molecular function: FAD binding; xanthine dehydrogenase activity; 2 iron, 2 sulfur cluster binding. Lineage: Eukaryota; Metazoa; Arthropoda; Insecta; Diptera; Ceratopogonidae.